GGCACAAGGGGGGUUUCCUGAGCUACACAGACCUCGUCCCACCCUAUUCUCUCACAGGCUGCAUAAAGAGAGAGCAGCUCUGAGUGAAAACAUCUUGGGGCAUCGCAGCAGCUUUGAAGUACAUUGACAGACAUGGGAUCUAACGAAUCCAGAGCAGUGUACAGACCAGAACCACCACCACCACCACCUUUACUUGAAACGCCAUGGAGGGAGCAGGAAUUUAGCACAAGGAUAAGGGAUGAACUUCUGAAAAACAUCAGAACCUACAAGACUGUGACAGAGUCAGUGGAAAAGCCCAGAAUCCUCCUGAUUGGGCAGAUUGGAGCUGGUAAAAGCAGCUUCUUCAAUUCGGUGAACAGCGUCUUCAGAGGUCAUGUGAUGCUGCAGGCCACUGCUGGGUAUGGAGCCACCAGUUUAAGCCAACAGUACAGAACAUAUCCAGUUCAUGAUGGAAAAGGUGGAAACUUGCUGCCAUACAUCCUGUGUGACACGAUGGGUCUAGAAGGCAGUGGCAUUGAUGAAGGGAUCCUUGUGGAAGACAUCUUCAGCGUCAUUAAAGGACACGUCCAUGACUCGUAUGAGUUCAAUAUCAGGGCACCGAUAACCAGAAAUGACAGGCGCUACCGAGUGGAGCCCAGCCUGGCUGAUAAGGUGCACUGCGUCGUCUACGUAGUUGAAGCAAACAAAAUCAGCCUCCUUGGUCAAAAUCUGCUGAAGAAGGUGAAGUCCAUCCGGGCCGAAGUGAACAAAAUGGGGAUUCUCCAGCUUGUGUUGGUCACUAAGAUUAAUGAAGCCUGCCCUGAAGUUAAAAAAGAUGUGACCAAAGUGUACAGGAGCCGCUACCUUUAUGAAAAGGUGACUCAGCUUGGACAGAUUCUGGGAAUUCCCGUCUCCUCCAUCUCCCUGGUUAAGAGCUACUCAACAGAGACAGAGCUCAACCUUCACAUGGACAUUUUGAUCCUGACGGCCCUGCAGCAGAUGCUGAGAGCUGCUGAUGCCUACUUUGAUGAUAUAAAUCACAAAGCCCUUGCUCAGAGUAGCAGUUUGUGAAGUUUUGUUAUUUUGCCAUGGUUUAAUAACUUGAGUGCAUUUCAAAACAAAAAAAACAUUUGACGACAUCUUAAUCCAUAACAGGGUUGGUCAAUGGGAACCCCUGUCCACAUGCACAUUGAGUUGCAUCCAUUAAUACAAGGAUGUGGAGUGAAUUGGAGAAACCCCAUCAGAGACCUGGGGCCUCAUAUAUAAACGAUGCGUACGCACAGAAAUGUUGCGUAAGAACGUUUCCAUGUUCAAAUCG
Messenger RNA from Polypterus senegalus (gray bichir), 1297 nucleotides. RefSeq names its product interferon-induced protein 44-like. Bases 133 to 1050 code for a protein of 305 amino acids. The transcript is spliced from 8 exons. The record is from RefSeq and is a predicted model, not a curated record. NCBI's taxonomy places the organism in Eukaryota, Metazoa, Chordata, Cladistia, Polypteriformes, Polypteridae.